This is a messenger RNA of Knipowitschia caucasica, 549 nucleotides long. NCBI's taxonomy places the organism in Eukaryota, Metazoa, Chordata, Actinopteri, Gobiiformes, Gobiidae. The record is from the annotation of a GenBank genome assembly.
AUGUGCCGAGGACUGGACUCACUGCCCCUCACCUGCCUCGAAAGGGCAAAAGAGCUCAAGGCGUUGUUUGGAAGUUUCCUACAAAAGACCGACCACUGUGUUUCAGGGCAGUGCAAAAAGAGCAACAAACUGAGGUUGAACUUAGACGAGCCUCUGACGUGGAGAGAGUCGUUUGACAAGCUUUUAUCCAGCCAAAAUGGUCUCUGCCUGUACAGAGCUUUCCUUGUGUCUGAAUUCAGUGAGGAAAAUAUUGCUUUCUAUUUGGCGUGUGAGGACUACAAGAGCUCAAAACCCUCCAAAAUGUCUGCAAAAGCCAAGAAGAUCUACGACGAGUUCAUUCGAUCGGACGCACCGAGAGAGGUAAAUCUCGACCACGCGACCAAAGACCUCACCAGAGCAAACAUGGAGAACCCCACGGCCUCCUGUUUCGACCUGGCCCAAUCCAAAAUCUACACUCUGAUGGAGAAGGACUGCUAUCCACGCUUCCUCAAAUCCUCAACAUAUCUGGAGCUAAGCAGAAAACCAAAACGGGCUGAACAACGAUUGUGA